Messenger RNA from Saprolegnia parasitica CBS 223.65, 2322 nucleotides. RefSeq lists its product as hypothetical. The transcript is spliced from 4 exons. The record is from RefSeq and is a predicted model, not a curated record. Lineage: Eukaryota; Oomycota; Saprolegniomycetes; Saprolegniales; Saprolegniaceae. Bases 43 to 2292 code for a protein of 749 amino acids.
GGCCAACGGGAUUUCCGACUUCCAUCAGUUGGCGGGUACUCGAUGAGCACGCUUGAGGCAGGGACGAGCGAGCCGUCGAUCGAGGACGAGCUGCUGCUGCUGAGCGACGAGCGCCAGCGCGACUUUAGCACGCUCACGGAGCUCGUCAAGAAAAGCUGCACGGCCGUGUUUAGCCAGCGCCUGCUCUUCAUGACCUUCAAGGACGCCAGCUACUCGGUCGCGGACGCCUUCCAGCGCAUCUCCAAGCGCGACGAGGCCAAGAAGCGCACGCGCAAUGGCGACGAUUUCGGCGCGUCCAAGCGGCAGAAAAACUCGCGCAUGUCGCUGCCCGCGUACGUGACCACGGGUAGUCUGUGGUCGCCGCCCAUUGCCGAAGAGGCCGAGUACUCGGACGCGUACUUUGGCGUCGCGAGCUCGGCGCCGCCUCGUCUGGACAGCGAUCGGCUCGGUUUUCUCAUCAAGAACGAGGUGGGCGUCCCGCUGAGUCAGUCGAAGGCGUCGCAGCGUGACGACGACGACGACGACGUCAUGGACGUGACGUACAUGUCGGAUCUUCCAGAGCGCAACGAGGCCGACUGCUUCAACCACCUCUCGAGCUACUGUUUGAAGCUGCGCGAGCCCAAGCCGGAGGCCAGCGCGGGCACCCCGACCGUCGAGCAGACGCGCAGCCUCCAGCAAAUGUUCACGACGCUCGUGGCCGUGACGACGGACGAGACGCUGGCGCUCACCGAGGCAGCGUGCGCCGCCUACAACGCUGCCGAAGCCUGCAACACGAACGACUUUGACCGGGCCGACGAGCUCGUGCUCUUGCAAGACAUUGUCAUGGCACUGCCGCACGCCGACGACCUCGACCGCCUGCGCAAGGUUGUGCGGCCGACCGAGGACAGAAUCGCCGACCUCGAGAGCACGGUGCAGAUGACGCUCUCGGCGCAUCCGUCCGACUGCGAGACGAACGUCGCCGUGCUCCAUGCCGUCUGCCUCGCCUACGCCACGCGCAUGCGGGCGUUUGUGACGGCCAAGGAAGACCUCAUGCGCCUCCAUGCGGCGGUUUACAAGGACUUUACGCACCUCGGCGAGCGCAUUGCAGCCAAGAUGGCCACGAGUGCCACUGGCGUCGCCAACGCCGACGAGAUGCUCCAGGACAAGCAAGCCGCGGAAGAGAGCGCGGCGGCGGCGGUCCAGGCGCUCGUCGAAGCGGCGCGUUUAAAGGCCGAAGCGUCCGGCGUCACGGCGAGCGCCGCGGUGAUCCGGGCGCAGCGGUCCGUCUUUGCGGACGAGGCCAAUACGGAGGCGGUUGCUGCGCUCGCGGCACAGGCGAGUGCUGAGCUCGACACGGGCGCGGCCUUGAAGCUCUGGCGCGCUGCCCGGGACUUUCACGCGUUCUACGAGGCGGCCAAGGCCCUUCUGGACCACGUGGAAAGUGCGCGGCUCAAGACGAUGGACGCGGCGGUCACGGCGCUGGCGACCGAGGCGCAGAGUGCGUCGCGCAUGGGGCUGGAGAAACUCCAAGGCACGCUGCCCGUGCUUUGCAAGGAGCUCGCGCACCUCGAAACAACGCUCGACCAGCGGGCCAAGCACGCGACCCGAGAGCUGCACUGCCAAAAGGUCAAGCUCGAGACGCACACCCGGCACCUCGGCAACAUGGUCAAGUUGCGCCGGCAGGAAGUGCUCGACAUGAUGGCAGAGUUUGAAGAAGUGGUCGUCUUGUGCAGCAAGGGCCUCGCGACGGCCGCGAACCAGCAGCGCGCGCUCUGGGCGAUGCUCAAGGACUUGGUGCCGAAGGCGUCGUUGGAGGCGCUCGUCCGUGCGUGCCGACCGCAGCUCGCGCCGCUCAAGAGCCCGUUGCGUCACGUCUUUGCCGAUUUUGCGCACAUUCCGGCAUCACCCGUGGCCGUCCGCCACAAUGCGUCGCCGUCGCUCCUCCAAGCGCCAGCCGCCCAAGCACCACCUUCGUCGCUCCAAGCUCCAGUCGCCCAAGCGCCGCCGGCACCUGAGGUCAUCAUUCGGCCGGAUGCGCCAACGUCACCGCGGUCGCAGGACCUCGUUGUCCCGCCGCCCAAAUUCAAGGUGGGCGACCAUGUCUUUGCCAAGUUUGCGAGCGGCAGCGGCGCUCUGUAUGCGCCGGCGCAGGUCAUUGGCGUGCUUCCGAGCCGCGUCUACCUCCUCGUCUUUGCCGAUGGCGACCAGUACAGCCUCGACGAGCUCUUUUUGUUUUCGCCGGCCGAGCACGACCAGAUUCAAGUGGCGGCCAGCGCUGACGCCCCGGCCCGAGGCGGCUGCGCGCUCAUGUAAUUGUCGACGCAACAUGCAUGCAUGAUCCAA